AUGGCGUUGGCGUGGCCCUGCUGGGUCCUCCUGCUUCUCCUGCCGGCCCCAGCCCACACUGGGGGGCCCGGCCCGGUCCUUGUCAACCGCCCCUUCGUCACCGUCUGGAACAUCCCCACCGAGCGCUGUGCCACGAAGUACAAUGUCACCCUCAACCUGGAGGUCUUCGAUGUGUUGGCCAAUGACCAGCAGUCCUUCGCUGGGCAGGACAUCACCCUCUUCUACAGCGAUGAGCUGGGUCUCUUCCCCUACUACACAUCUGAGGGGCUGCCAGUGAAUGGGGGGCUCCCCCAAAAUGCCAGCCUGGAGACCCACCUCCACAAAGCCACCCAGGACAUCAAGGUGACCCUGCCCAGCCCUGCCUACAGUGGGCUGGCUGUCAUUGACUGGGAGAACAACUGGGACACCAUGCAGAUCUACCAGCAGAAAUCUGAGGAGCUGGUGCAGCAGCAGCACCCAGAAUGGCCCCCCAAGAAGGUGAAUGAGACAGCUAAGCUGCAGUUUGAGGAGAGUGCCUGCAAUUUCAUGAACAAGACCCUGUGGCUGGGCAAGAGCCUCCGUUCCAAUGCCUACUGGGGUUUCUAUGGCUUCCCCAGCUGCUACAACAAUGACUUUGAUAGCCAGUCCUACAAUGGGACAUGCCCAGAGGUGGAGCAGCAGAGAAACAAGAAUCUGUCCUGGCUCUGGAGCAGCAGCCAGGCACUCUACCCCAGCAUCUACCUGCCCUCCCGCCUCAAUGGCACCAACAAGGUGCUCGCCUACGUCCGGCACCGCGUGGCUGAGGCUUUUGCUGUUCAGCAUGGCAUCCUUGACAAUGGCAUCUCUGUCCUGCCCUACUCCCAAAUUGCCUUCGAGCGCACUGUUGACUUCCUCUCCCAGGAGGACCUGAUGAACACCAUCGGGGAGAGCGCAGCUCAGGGUGCUGCUGGCAUCAUCCUCUGGGGCAGCCUUGACUACAGCAGCUCCAAGGAAAUGUGCCUGAGGCUGAAGGACUAUGUAGAGGGGCCCCUGGGCCACUACGUCGUCAAUGUGACUGCCAGCGCUGAUCUGUGCAGUCAGACCCUGUGCUCCGGCCGGGGCCGCUGUGUCCGCCAGGAGAACAAGCAGAGCUAUCUCCACCUCGACCCCUUCCGCUUUGCCAUCGACCUGCACGCCGGCAAGCCCUGGCUGGUGGCUCAGAGCCUGGAGUCUGGAGACGAUACCUCCCGGCUGGCCAAGGAGUUCAGCUGCCAGUGCUACGACAAGUGGCAGGGACCCCACUGUGACACCCAGGGCUUUGCCAAGUGA
Molecule: messenger RNA, 1287 nt
Organism: Acanthisitta chloris (rifleman)
Lineage: Eukaryota; Metazoa; Chordata; Aves; Passeriformes; Acanthisittidae
Gene: HYAL1
Product: hyaluronoglucosaminidase 1
Exons: 3
Coding region: 1-1287 (428 amino acids)
Biological process (GO): hyaluronan catabolic process; carbohydrate metabolic process
Molecular function (GO): hyalurononglucosaminidase activity
Source: RefSeq, a predicted model, not a curated record